AUGGCGACAACGACGACGACAUUCGACGAUAACGCUAACAACACCACCAUCAGCUCGAAAGAUGUGAAAAUAUCCUUCAACUCUAUUGUUCGUCGUUUCAUCGUUCCAAAAAAUAUCUCAUGGCAUGAUUUCGAAGAACAACUUCGCAAACGGUUCUCUGUCUCUUCGUCACUUCCACUCUCUUUAUCGUAUAAAGAUGAAGAUGGUGAUAUUAUUACAUUGUCGUCUACUGAGGAACUUUCUGAAGUUUUAGACAGUGGUAAUAAUAUUAGUAAUGGAAAUUGCACUAUUGUUUUCAGUAUGUCUCUUGCUGGUGAUGAACAGAAUGGAAAUGCUGCUGCUGCUUGGAUUUUCGAAGGAAGUGAACAACAACAAAGAAGUUCGACUGUAAGUUCUACUAUUGAGACGGGAAACCUUAUUGAGCUUAGUGAGAAUGAAGAACAACCACCACCACCAGAAGUGCAACAAAAAACUGAAGAAGAAAAUAGAGACGAGGAUCAUGCUGAAGCAAACGAAAAUUCAAAUUUAAUUAAUGAACAAGAACGACGACAACAACUCGACCAAGACGAAAUUCCGCCUAUUGCUCGUGUUUUUAGGACAAUUAGCACUGCUAGCAAUAUCACGGACCAAAUCUUGGAUUCAGCUGAAGAAAAUUUCGAUGAAUGGAUUACAAGAUUCUUUUCUUCAAGAUUUGGCCAAGGAAUCACACCUUGCACGCAUUGUGGCUCAUCUAACAACAAUACCCAAUCACAUCACCAUUCAAACGAAGAUGAUACCUUUCCUUCUAACUUCCCUCGGCCUCCUCAACCUCCAACUGGCGGUAAUCCCCCUAACUUUCCUUGGCCACCUCAAUCUCCAACUGACGGUAACACUCCUAACUUCCCUCGGCCUCCUCAACCUCCAACUGACCCACCACACAGACGUCCACCAGGUCCACCAAGAGUACCAGGAGAUCCCCUACCAGGAUUUCCCAGGCCACCAAAUGUUCAUCCCGGACAUCCACCGCUAUUCUGUAUCUUACACCACGUUCAUGGUCGCGGCGGAUGGCAUUGUGGUUUACCAAAUCGUCAUGGGCCUGGUUGGAGAAAUCAUCAUCAUCCACCGCCACCAUUUUGGUGGGGAAGACGCGGAGGAUGGGGUAGAGGAUGGUAA
Ambispora gerdemannii is the source of this 1152-nucleotide messenger RNA. The record is from the annotation of a GenBank genome assembly. Lineage: Eukaryota; Fungi; Glomeromycota; Glomeromycetes; Archaeosporales; Ambisporaceae.